UGGUGAUACGUAGUAGCACAACCAUGUUUCGGAAUAGUCUCAAGAUGCUUCUCACUGGAGGAAAAUCAAGUCGCAAAAACAGGUCAAGUGAUGGAGGGAGCGAGGAACCACCGGAUCGAAGACAGUCAAGUGUAGACUCUCGCCAAAGCCGCUCUGGGCAAGGUGGCAUCUCCACAGAAAGCGAUUGUGCUUUUGAGCCAGACUACGCCGUCCCACCACUUCCAGUGAGUGAAGGUAUGCAGCACAUUCGGAUUAUGGAGGGCAUGUCUCGCUCUCUUCCAUCCUCCCCUUUACUCACACAUCAGUCUAUCAGUGUUCGGCUUCAACCUGUGAAGAAGUUAACUGCCCCUCUGAGGAAGGCAAAGUUUGUUGAGAGCCCACGAAUUCCAGAGUCAGAGCUUGGCUCACCAACCCUCUCUUCAGCUCAGAAACUGGACGUGGAUGCAUACUGCCCUGGUGAUGCUGAACAGGAACUUGGUCCCCCUCCAUCUGUAGAUGAGGCAGCAAACACACUCAUGACUCGUCUGGGUUUCCUCCUUGGAGAGAAAGUCACAGAAGUUCAGCCUGGUGACCAGUACAGCAUGGAAGUGCAAGAUGAAAAUCAGACCUCAGCAAUCACCCAGCGGAUAAGUCCCUGUUCCACCCUGACUAGCAGCACUGCCUCUCCACCAGCUAACAGCCCCUGUUCCACCCUCCCACCAGCCAAUACAAGUGCAUCUGCCAAGGACUGCAGCUAUGGGGCUGUCACUAGUCCCACCUCCACCCUGGAAAGCAGAGAUAGCGGCAUCAUUGCCACGUUGACAAGCUAUUCUGAAAACAUGGAACGCACAAAAUAUGUUGGGGAAAGCAGUAAAGAAUUAGGGUCUGGAGGAAAUCUAAAACCUUGGCAGUCUCAAAAAUCCAGCAUGGACUCUUGUUUAUAUCGAGUAGAUGAAAACAUGAUGGCUUCCACCUACAGUCUGAAUAAAAUCCCGGAGAGGAAUUUGGAAACCGUUUUAUCCCAAUCAGUACAAUCUAUUCCACUGUAUCUUAUGCCACGGCCAAAUUCAGUAGCAGCGACCAGUUCUGCCCAUUUGGAGGACCUUGCUUACCUGGAUGAGCAGAGACACACACCAUUAAGAACUUCUCUUCGAAUGCCAAGGCAGAGUAUGGGCGGUGCUCGCACACAACAGGAUUUAAGAGUUCAUUUUGCACCUUACAGGCCUCCAGAUAUCUCCCUGAAGCCUCUGCUCUUUGAAGUGCCCAGCAUCACUACUGAGUCUGUGUUUGUUGGCCGGGAUUGGGUUUUCCACGAAAUAGAUGCUCAACUGCAAAGUUCAAAUGCCAGCGUGAACCAAGGAGUAGUGAUUGUGGGAAAUAUUGGGUUUGGCAAAACUGCCAUCAUCUCCAGACUGGUGGCCCUCAGCUGCCAUGGCACACGGAUGAGACAGAUCGCCUCAGACAGCCCACAUGCCUCCCCCAAACAUGUGGAUGCCAACAGAGAGCUACCACUCACACAGCCAGCUUCAGCCCACUCAUCUAUAACCAGUGGCAGCUGUCCAGGAACUCCAGAAAUGCGCCGGCGGCAGGAGGAGGCUAUGCGCAGACUAGCCUCACAGGUGGUUGCCUAUCACUAUUGCCAAGCAGAUAAUGCCUAUACCUGCCUGGUACCAGAGUUUGUCCACAAUGUUGCUGCCUUGCUCUGCCGCUCACCUCAGCUUACAGCCUAUCGGGAGCAACUUCUUCGGGAACCUCACCUGCAGAGCAUGCUGAGCCUUCGGUCCUGUGUUCAAGACCCUAUGGCCUCCUUCCGCAGGGGAGUCCUGGAGCCUCUGGAGAAUCUCCACAAAGAGAGAAAAAUCCCAGAUGAAGAUUUCAUCAUCUUAAUUGAUGGAUUAAAUGAAGCAGAAUUUCACAAACCAGAUUAUGGAGAUACAAUUGUAUCAUUUCUGAGUAAAAUGAUUGGAAAAUUUCCAUCUUGGCUCAAACUAAUUGUAACAGUUAGGACCAGUUUACAGGAAAUUACCAAGCUUCUGCCUUUCCAUAGAAUUUUUUUGGAUCGACUAGAAGAAAAUGAAGCCAUAGACCAGGACCUGCAGGCGUAUAUUCUGCACCGGAUACACAGCAGCUCAGAGAUCCAGAAUAACAUUUCCCUUAAUGGCAAAAUGGAUAACACCACAUUUGGCAAACUAAGUUCUCAUCUCAAGACUCUCAGUCAAGGGUCCUACCUAUACCUGAAACUCACAUUUGACCUCAUAGAGAAAGGUUAUCUAGUGUUAAAGAGUUCAAGCUACAAAGUAGUUCCUGUGUCACUCUCGGAGGUGUAUUUGCUCCAGUGCAAUAUGAAGUUCCCAACCCAGUCUUCCUUUGACAGGGUGAUGCCUCUCCUGAAUGUGGCAGUGGCCUCUCUGCACCCACUGACUGAUGAACACAUCUUCCAGGCCAUCAAUGCUGGUAGCGUUGAAGGCACGCUCGAGUGGGAGGAUUUUCAGCAGAGAAUGGAAAACCUCUCCAUGUUUCUAAUUAAGCGCAGAGACAUGACACGCAUGUUUGUACACCCUUCUUUUCGAGAAUGGCUUAUCUGGAGAGAAGAAGGAGAAAAAACCAAAUUUCUCUGUGAUCCCAGGAGUGGUCACACAUUACUUGCCUUCUGGUUUUCCCGCCAAGAGGGAAAGCUAAACCGACAGCAGACUGUUGAACUGGGGCAUCACAUCCUCAAAGCGCACAUUUUUAAGGGUUUAAGUAAAAAGGUUGGUGUUUCAUCCUCCAUCCUCCAAGGUCUCUGGAUCUCCUACAGCACAGAAGGUCUUUCCAUGGCGUUGGCAUCUUUACGAAAUCUCUAUACCCCCAAUAUAAAGGUCAGCCGAUUGCUGAUUUUAGGAGGUGCCAACAUUAAUUACCGGACAGAGGUUUUAAAUAAUGCUCCAAUUCUAUGUGUCCAGUCUCAUCUUGGUUACACAGAAAUGGUGGCCCUCCUGUUGGAGUUUGGGGCCAAUGUGGAUGCUUCUUCAGAAAGUGGCCUGACUCCUCUGGGUUAUGCUGCAGCAGCUGGGUGCCUGAGUAUCGUUGUGCUGCUCUGCAAGAAAAGGGCCAAGGUGGAUCACUUGGAUAAGAAUGGACAGUGUGCUUUGGUCCAUGCUGCACUCCGAGGUCAUCUGGAGGUUGUCAAGUUUUUGAUUCAAUGUGAUUGGACAAUGGCUGGCCAACAGCAAGGAGUAUUUAAGAAGAGUCAAGCUAUCCAACAGGCCCUCAUUGCAGCAGCCAGCAUGGGUUAUACAGAGAUUGUCUCCUACCUACUUGAUCUUCCAGAAAAAGAUGAAGAGGAAGUGGAGCGAGCGCAGAUCAACAGCUUUGACAGCCUCUGGGGAGAGACAGCCCUGACAGCUGCAGCAGGGAGGGGCAAACUGGAGGUGUGCCGCCUACUCUUGGAACAAGGAGCAGCAGUCGCCCAGCCAAAUCGCCGAGGAGCAGUGCCCCUCUUCAGCACUGUUCGCCAGGGCCACUGGCAGAUUGUUGAUCUUUUACUUACCCAUGGAGCUGAUGUCAACAUGGCAGACAAACAGGGCCGUACUCCUUUAAUGAUGGCUGCUUCUGAAGGCCACCUAGGAACUGUGGACUUUCUACUUGCACAAGGUGCCUCCAUUGCUCUAAUGGACAAGGAAGGACUUACAGCCCUCAGCUGGGCUUGUCUGAAGGGUCAUCUCUCAGUCGUGCGCUCUCUAGUGGAUAAUGGAGCUGCCACAGACCAUGCGGACAAAAAUGGCCGCACCCCCCUGGAUCUGGCAGCUUUCUAUGGCGAUGCAGAGGUGGUCCAGUUCCUGGUGGAUCACGGGGCCAUGAUUGAGCAUGUUGACUACAGUGGAAUGCGCCCUCUGGAUAGGGCAGUGGGGUGCCGGAACACUUCUGUUGUUGUCACCCUUCUAAAGAAAGGAGCCAAGAUAGGUUGUCAGACGUUACCGAGUCGCCCACGAGGUCCAGCCACAUGGGCGAUGGCCACCUCCAAACCAGACAUCAUGAUCAUCCUGUUGAGCAAGCUGAUGGAAGAGGGGGACAUGUUCUAUAAGAAAGGUAAAGUAAAGGAAGCUGCCCAGCGCUACCAGUACGCUCUGAAGAAGUUCCCUAGAGAAGGGUUUGGUGAGGACUUGAAAACCUUCCGGGAACUAAAGGUGUCUCUCCUCCUCAACCUCUCUCGAUGUCGCAGGAAAAUGAACGAUUUUGGAAUGGCGGAGGAAUUUGCUACUAAGGCCCUGGAGCUGAAACCGAAAUCUUAUGAAGCUUACUAUGCAAGAGCAAGGGCCAAACGCAGCAGCAGACAGUUUGCAGCAGCCUUAGAGGACCUGAACGAGGCCAUCAAGCUAUGUCCAAACAACCGUGAGAUCCAGAGACUUCUGAUGCGAGUGGAGGAAGAAUGUAGACAGAUGCAGCAGCAGCAGCAGCCGCAGCCGCAGCCCCAGCAGCAAUUGCCAGAAGAAACAGAGCCUGAACCACAGCAUGAAGAUACAUACUCUGUGCAAGACAUGUUUGAGGAGGAGUACCUGGAGCAGGAUGUCGACAACGUUUCCAUUGGCCUCCAGACGGAGGCUCGGCCGACUCAGGGCCUUCCAAUAAUCCAGAGCCCACCCACCUCUCCAGCCCAUCGGGAGUCCACCUACAUCUCUGGCUCACCUCUUGGCUCUCAUCAAGUGUUUGACUUCCGGUCCAGCAGCUCUGUAGGUUCUCCCACUAGACAGGGCUAUCAGUCCACCUCGCCUGCUCUUUCUCCAACGCACCAGAACUCUCACUACAGGCCUAGCCCACCACACACUUCCCCAGCUCAUCAGGGUGGAUCUUACCGUUUCAGCCCCCCUCCUAUGGGAGGGCAAGGCAAAGACUACCCAAGUCCCCCCCCUUCUCCUCUCCGUAGGGGCCCUCAGUAUCGAGCCAGCCCUCCAGCUGAAAGCAUGAGUGUCUAUAGGUCCCAGUCUGGUUCACCCGUGCGGUAUCAGCAAGAAGCAAAUGUUAGUCAGCUUCCUGGCAGACCAAAAUCUCCAUUAUCAAAAAUGGCCCAGCGACCCUAUCAGAUGCCUCCGCUUCCGGUGGCAGUUCCCCAGCAAGGGCUCAGGCUACAGCCUGCUAAGGCUCAGAUCGUAAGAAGCAACCAGCCCAGCUCAGCAGUCCAUUCAAGCACUGUCAUCCCCACCGGCACCUAUGGCCAAGUGGCCCAUUCAAUGGCUAGUAAAUACCAGUCUUCACAAGGCGACAUGGGAGUCAGUCAGAGCCGGUUAGUUUAUCAGGGAUCAAUUGGGGGAAUUGUAGGGGAUGGGCGACCCGUGCAGCACGUCCAAGCCAGCCUAAGUGCAGGUGCCAUCUGUCAGCAUGGAGGGUUGACCAAAGAAGAUCUUCCACAACGACCUUCCUCAGCAUACCGAGGUGGCAUGAGAUACAGUCAGACCCCCCAGAUUGGGCGUAGCCAGUCAGCAUCCUAUUACCCAGUGUGCCACUCAAAGUUAGAUCUGGAACGUUCCUCCAGCCAACUAGGUUCCCCUGAUGUGUCACAUUUAAUCAGAAGACCUAUUAGUGUCAAUCCUAAUGAAAUCAAACCCCACCCACCAACUCCCAGGCCUCUGCUACACUCCCAGAGUGUAGGCCUGCGCUUCUCUCCAUCGAGCAAUAGUAUCUCAUCGGCCUCCAACCUAACACCAACCUUCCGGCCAUCUUCCUCCAUUCAGCAAAUGGAGAUCCCACUGAAACCGGCUUAUGAUAGGUCCUGCGACGAGUUGUCACCAGUGUCUCCCACCCAGGGAGGUUACCCCAGCGAGCCCACGAGAUCCAGGACCACACCAUUCAUGGGGAUCAUAGAUAAAACCGCUCGGACUCAGCAGUACCCCCACCUUCACCAGCAGAAUCGGACCUGGGCAGUGUCGUCAGUGGAUACCGUUCUCAGCCCCACAUCGCCAGGCAACCUGCCUCAGCCUGAGUCCUUCAGUCCACCAUCACCCAUCAGCAACAUUGCCUUUUAUAACAAAACCAACAAUGCACAGAACGGCCACUUGCUGGAGGACGAUUACUAUAGCCCCCAUGGGAUGCUGGCUAACGGGUCCCGGGGAGACCUCUUGGAGAGAGUCAGCCAGGCGUCCUCGUACCCCGAUGUGAAAGUGGCUCGGACCCUCCCUGUGGCUCAGGCUUAUCAGGACAACCUGUACAGGCAGUUGUCUCGGGACUCUCGGCAAGGGCAGACCUCUCCUAUCAAACCAAAGAGACCAUUUGUGGAGUCUAAUGUUUGAGAGACAUUUGUUGGAGUGAGAUCCAUGUUUCCACUGCACAUUUUCAGGCUUGGUUUCCACAUUCCAGGUAGUCUCUGGCUUAAUUUCACAUGUAGUUCUGUGUGGUGUGCAGAGGUGGCAGCCCACAUGCUAAAAUCCUUUGCAUGCAGCCGAUUGGGAAGCUGGCCUCCCGGGGUCCAGGACUUCAGUCUCUCUCGUCUGUGCCCCCACCUCAUUCUCUCCCCCUCUGGAUGCCAACAAGGAGGUUUCUGUUCAAUGUGCUUUAACCAGGGCGAUCAGACACACUGGGCAGCUGCUUCCAGGAGACAAUCGCUUUCACUGAUGUCCUGUUGUGUAGAUGUCUUUCUCCUUUCCUUCUUACUUUCCCCCCUAAAUAAGACGUUUGUUUUCUUCUAGGAACUUUAGCGAGACUGUGAUGCCCCUCUGCCCUUGUGUUCUUCUCCAGUGUGCUCCACGCUGCCAGGCCCAGUGCGUUCUGUGCCAGUGGUUGUCUCCCUGCUGCCAGCUCCCCCAGCCACCACAUGCAGAAUGCCCAUUGAGAUGACUGGGGGGGGGGGAAGGGGGGGUGGCAAAGGAGAGAGCAUAGAGAGGGAGAAUCAUCUACGAAAUCAGGAGAAGCCGCAGAAGAAGAAAAAAUACAUGUAUAGUUGUUUAAAAUGUCACUCCAUUAAUUUUCCAUGAGGCAUUUCAGAAACAUUUAGAAACGAGCCAGCCCUCGAAAUAUUUCACUCAGCCAAGGAAAUUGGAUGAGGACCUGGAAUUUUAAAAAUAAGUCACUGAGAAGAACUCUCUAGAUUUUUAUCCAAUAAUUAACCAUUCAAAGUUGCUGAUUUCCAUGGAGUGGGCUGAGGGAUAAAUAAAUACAUGGGACAAAAGGAAGAAAAAGAAUGGUUCUAUAUUUUCAAGGGAUGCUGUAGGAAAUCUCUUUGAGGCACCUGCACUGUAGACUUUGUGCAUCACCGUCCCCCAAAAGCAAAGCCAUCCCCAGCGCUGUCUGUGCAGUAAUCCUGUCCUGUGAAUCAGCCCUUCAGCCUAAGUCAGACUUCGUUUGGCCGGCCCCCUUUGUUCAUGACCUUGGGGUAGAGGGAAGAAACGUUCUUUGGGAAGCAAAUGGAAUUCUCUGAGAGUUCUUAGACUGAGUCCCAGAGUUUCUGCCCAGGUGCCCUGCAGUCCUUCCCUAGAGCUAGGUUGUUUCUCGUGUACAAGAACUGUUUCUGUUCUAGGCGUGUUUGUUCCAGGGUGAUGUUUGGAACCAGACACAGCAAAAAUGGCUCCCAGGGUGAAGAAAGACCCUUUGGCCCUGUUUCCAGAUGAGGAUGGGGGCACAGAAGAUAGACGGGUUUUCUGGUCCAGUCACUGUCCACACCGUUUCUCCAUCUGUGGUCACUUGUUAAUCUGACCUCUGUGUGACCGAGGGCAGCAUUCGAUAAGAAGGAAGGUCCAGCACCUCAGGCCUCACUCUUAAAACUAAACAAUUUCACCAAACAGCUAUGACUAAGCAGAAGAGAAUUUAUUCUCUGGUCGUGAGCAUCAUUCUGUUCUUGUUCAUAAAGGGCUACAGGCAGGGCAGCUUUCUAAAUACAAAUCCAGAUGUGUCCACACUGCUUAUUAUAGUAAGUGCCCUCUGAAAGGAUUCUGAGACUGGAGAACCGUGAAGCUGAGGUCAGGGACAUUGCUCAUUCGGAGUCUGCCCUUAUAGACGGACCCCUGUACCCCGAGCCUGGCACCAGCCUUGUCUGCUGGAAAUGAGCAGAGUGCUGACUCCAGAUCCAGGCCCUUCUCGGCCUCGCUCAAGUGCCCGCUUGCUCUGGUGCUUCAGGACUGUCUCCUACUCAACUAGACCCUUGGGUGGGCAUCAGUGUUGCCCCCUCCUCCUCCUCCUGGCUUCUGCCACUCUCUGAGGUGAAAUGUGCACCCGCUGCAGCAGCAUCUAGCUGGGACCCAGCAGCCUGUCAGCUCAGCCCUGUGAAUCUCAUCAUCUUCCCCCCUUGAGCCACCAUUUCUCACCCAGGAGCUGCUAUGCUGUCGUGUGUCUCUUAGGAAGGUGUCCCUGCCACCUGCACUCCCCUGUUAGGCAGGCUGGGAAGUGCUGCCACUUCUCUCAGAGGGUUCUCCGUUUUCUGGAGCAAGCAGGAGACUGACUUAGGUCUGUGCCCUAUUGAACAAGACCUACAGUGUCAACAAUCAAAAUGCUUUCUCGGGGUCUUUUUGUUUGUUUUUAAGCUAUCAUAAGAGGGAGUGGAUAUCAUGACUGGGCGCCAGUUGUGAUAUUUUGAACAAACAAUGCUAACUGGACCCUUACUGGGGCAAGAGACAGCCACUUCCUUGUAAGCAGACUACCUGUGUGCCCAGUGUGCUCCUUCACUGCCCUUGGACAAUCUUGAUACCUGCUUUAGAGUGCCCCACCCCCCAGCUCUACUUGCUAAAGCAGCGUCUGACUUCCCUUGGAGAGGGAAUUAUUCAAUCCUGUUCACCAAUCCACACCACCCUGAUGUGGAGACUGGGGUCUCGCUCCAGCCUGCAGCUUCCCCACCCACUGACAUGUUCCCGUUGCCCACAGUCCUUGCACUGGUGGGUUUCCGUCCCGUCUACAAAUGGGUGCACUUUUCUGUUUGACUUGCUAACACACAUACUGGUAUUUUGUGUUAAGUUAGGUCUUCAUUAGAAAUAAGCAGAGCCACUCUUGUCUUUUCGUGUGUGCUUUUUCAAGAACAAAAAGAGGAAAAGAAAGAAAUCAAGCAGUGGAACAUAACACUUAUAGCACAAGAAAUAACUGUUGUACAUAAGCAUCAAAAAAGAUUCAGAAUUUUUAAAUACAGAAGAAAAAAAUUGCAGUGAUUUUAAAGUGCUUUUCCAGCAAUUUUCUUAGGGACUCCUGAGACCUGGGUACUUUAUUUACUGGAUCAGUAAGGCACAUAGUUCACAAGGAAAACUAAGAUUUACUGACAAAGGGACACCUGUGUAACCUGAGAACUCGGCCUGGACAAAAGGGAGGCCAUUUUGUAUCUGCUGCUGCUGCCCCUCUGCUCUAUUGCAAGUCCCCAGUCAGUAGUGCACAGACCCUCCCCCACGUCCGCCUCCCCCUUCGAUGUGUUUAACGUAAACUCGAUGGCUCAGGAAAAUUCCACUCAUUAGAAUCAUGUACAGUCCCCCAGGUCGUUGUCCAGAUAGGCAAGUUGCUAUUCAGUUAAGCCUGGAUGGUUGAACACUUUCCCUAAAUCGUUGUCAACAGGACAGCUUAAGGGAAUGGUGUUCACAAGUCCUUAUAUUGUAUAGUUUAUGAAUCCCGCCCUCUCUAAAUAUUGGUAUUUUUAUAUUCCAGAGAUGUAUCCAAUAGAAAAAAAGUAAUCAGUAUCUAAUUUAAUAUCCAUAAGUAUUUUUCCUUAGAAUUUAGCCGUGUGGACGAGCCCUGUGUUUCACCAUACUUUACCACUAGGUGUCACUGUGGCUCUACAGGGCAGCAUCUCUGCCAGACAGGUGGGAAGACCAGCUCUUUGAACACGACCUGCUUUGGACCUUUAGCCAGGCCGAAGCUGAGUAGAAGUCCCACCCUCUCGGGCAGAUGGAGAGGACCUUUCACCCCUCCUCGGCUCUUCUCGUAGUUCCACAGGUAUCACGACUGGAUGGGGUUUGAUUCAGAAAGAAUUAUUUUUCUACUGCAGAAAUGCCUUGGACAAAACAGUUGCUCCCUGAAUCUUUGCCACAAAGCAGAACAGGUGCCCGUGCCCCACCCCCACUCCCUGUGGGUAGCACGUGCCCACUCCUAUGCCCAGGCUCCUCAGCAGACUCGCCCACCCCACCUGUCAGUUCUCAGGCUGCCCACUUCUCAAGAAGCCAGCCUGCUGCUGCUCCUACACCUAGGGCCACGCUGCCCCAUCCCCUGCUCCAGGGGAAGUGAGGCUCUUUCUCUUUUUCCUCUAGGGAUUCCAGACCACCCGCCAUGACUAACCAUAUUGAAUCAAGGGCUUAGGGGUAAGAGCUACCUACAAAGACGUGUCAUGGAAACCUUCACCAUGCAAUGCCUUGAACUCAGCUCUGGCUGCUCCCGAGAACAGGUGGCUGACUAGCUGGCUGGGGGCCCGGACCCAAGCCCAGUGGGGCUGGUGGAGCCACCGUGCAGAGCUACUUGAAUCAUCGCUGGGUCUUCAUCAACUUUUGUAAUACAGACCACUCAAGGGCUGAAGUGUCGAGAACCUUCAUUACAGUGUCCAGUGCCUCGCAGCAGCUGAACCACCAUGAGAUGCUGUGGCUACCUGCAACCACAGUCAGAGCUUUGAAAGUCGGUACCAAAUGAGUGCGUAAUUGGACACCAAAAAUCAAGUGUUACUUUCCCAUUUCCUCACCCAUCUCAUCUCAUCCCCCACCCCCUUACCCCUGCUCCCCUUGCUGCCUCUGUGAUGUCCACACUAAGCUGAGCUGUCAGGUUGUAGCUGGGUGCCACUAGAUGCAGGCCCACGUGGCGCUCAUUUUUUCAGAUAGACCCACUCUGGAAAGGACAUCGCUUUGUGGCUUUGUCCUGUAGCUCUUGCUAACCCAGUUUUUCUUUUGCUAAUCGCUAACAAAAAAUACUGGCAUAGGGCACUCGGUCAUGUCAGCCCCCAGGACCAGAUACGGUUCAUUCUGAAAACUUUAGUACUUGAAUGUACCUGCCUUAUUGUCUAUCAACUUAGUGGGGGACCUGGAGAGAGAUGCUGGCUGGAGGGCACCACUUUACUCCCAGGUGGCUUGGGAAGCCUGUAAACUAACACUUCUUCUGUUUGUUUUGGGUUCUUUCCCCCUCCCCCCACCCCCUUUUUGGCUGAGUCCUGCUGAGAGGGGCCAGCUCCUGGUCCAGCUCAGGGUGGGUGCCAUUCUCAGGCAUGGCCUCCUCUCCAUUCUAGCACAGCAUCUUUGUCUCUGUUCUGUCUCCUCAAAAUCCAAGAUGAUUUUCAUUAGUACAGACAUGUACACUUAAAGAGUGAUUUGUACUAAUAUGAUUUUGAUUCUAACUCCUCCUUGCUGUCCUUUGAAGACACUUGCUGGAAAAGCUUUAAUGCACUUAGUUUUCCUUUAGGUUUUCUAUAUCUCAGAUGUAAAGGACUUUCUCUGUACAGUAUACUGCCCAAUGCAUGUUUGUUCUCCACCCCAAUAUAGUGAGCACCACACAGUUGUGAACUCGUGCCAUGGGGUGCCCCGCGCCCAGCAGAGGCGUCCAGCCCCCUGUGUCUAAGGAAAGACAUUUCCCUUUGCUGUACUUGCUUGAGCAAUUUUAUUGUCUGUACACGUGAGCUGUGUGAGAUAGAUGUGAAGUUUAAAUGAAUGCAUUCUCCUGCCCCAUGUAUACAGAUUGUCAUCUGUACAAUGAACUGUGUGUAUGAAGCAAAUGUACUUAUUUAUAAAGGCUAACACUUGGGAAAA
This is a messenger RNA of Echinops telfairi (small Madagascar hedgehog), 11639 nucleotides long. It is a transcript of the gene TANC2, whose product is annotated as tetratricopeptide repeat, ankyrin repeat and coiled-coil containing 2. Gene Ontology annotation, molecular function: protein binding. Gene Ontology annotation, cellular component: dendritic spine. NCBI's taxonomy places the organism in Eukaryota, Metazoa, Chordata, Mammalia, Afrosoricida, Tenrecidae. Bases 24 to 6242 code for a protein of 2072 amino acids. The transcript has 27 exons. The record is from RefSeq and is a predicted model, not a curated record. Gene Ontology annotation, biological process: regulation of dendritic spine morphogenesis.